This is a messenger RNA of Colias croceus (clouded yellow), 1134 nucleotides long. It is a transcript of the gene Vps24, whose product is annotated as charged multivesicular body protein 3. Gene Ontology annotation, cellular component: multivesicular body; ESCRT III complex. Gene Ontology annotation, biological process: late endosome to vacuole transport; protein transport; endosome transport via multivesicular body sorting pathway. The record is from RefSeq and is a predicted model, not a curated record. NCBI's taxonomy places the organism in Eukaryota, Metazoa, Arthropoda, Insecta, Lepidoptera, Pieridae. The coding region runs from base 106 to 756 and encodes 216 amino acids. The transcript has 7 exons.
UCAUCGGCCAGAUUUUACUGUCAAAGUCAAUUUGUCAGUAGAAAAUCUAAAUAAAACAAACAAUAUUUGUAUUAUUUUCUAAAAAAAUUGUAAUAAGUUUUCAACAUGGGUUUAUUCGGCAAAUCACCAGACAAAAACCCUAAAGAAAUGGUAAACGAAUGGUCCCAUAAAUUAAGAAAAGAAGGCUAUAAUUUAGACAGGCAAAUACGAGCUAUUCAACGUGAAGAGGAAAAAAUAAAACGAUCUCUCAAGGAAGCUGCAGCAAAAAAUGAUAAACAAGUGUGUACAAUAUUGGCUAAAGAAAUUAUAAGAUCAAGGAAAGCUGUUAGUAAAAUAUACACAAGCAAAGCCCACCUAAAUUCUGUACAGAUGCAAAUGAAGAACCAAUUGGCAACAUUAAGAGUGGCUGGAUCCUUACAGAAAUCAACUGAGGUGAUGCAAGCGAUGCAGGCCUUACUCCGAUUACCAGAAAUCGCUCAGACAAUGCAGGAUUUAAGUAAAGAGAUGAUGAAGGCGGGUAUCAUCGAGGAGAUGCUUGACGAGACUAUGUCUAGCAUGGAGGAUGAAGAGGAAAUGGAGGAGGCUGCGCAGACUGAAGUUGAUAAGGUGCUAUGGGAGCUCACACAAGGCAAGCUGGGCGAAGCGCCGGCGCCUCCCACGGCGGUUGGAGCACCCUCCACUAGUCAAGAGACGCAAGAGCCAGAUGAGAGCGAACUGGAUGAAAUGCAGACACGGUUGCAGGCGUUACGGUCUUAGGUAGAUGAUUCGAUGUCGUCGAGAUGUGGAAAUGCCUUUAACACUAUUAUUACUUACUAUAAGAGAGAAUGUUGUAAGUCACGUUGUUGUGCGUUAAAUAUUUAUUUCGUACUUUAAUAAAUGUUGUGAAAUUACUUGAAUUUCAAUAUUUCAUAAAAAAAAUAAGAUUUCAGUAUUCUUGUGAUUGUUUGCUUAUUGUUCAUAGUUUCAUUACUAUGUGUUAAAAAUAUAUAAAAAAACCUAUUUAAAAAUCUCACACUAUAUCUCUUUGGUUCGUAACAAGUUAUAACGAAUUAAUUUUAAUUAAAAAGAUGAUGUAUUUAUAUAUUUUUGUGUAUUGUUGUGAUAAUUGUUUACAAAAUAAAACUGCUAUUAACA